This is a messenger RNA of Aspergillus aculeatinus CBS 121060, 1074 nucleotides long. RefSeq names its product NAD(P)-binding protein. The transcript has 5 exons. NCBI's taxonomy places the organism in Eukaryota, Fungi, Ascomycota, Eurotiomycetes, Eurotiales, Aspergillaceae. Bases 1 to 1074 code for a protein of 357 amino acids. The record is from RefSeq and is a predicted model, not a curated record. Gene Ontology annotation, molecular function: oxidoreductase activity, acting on the CH-OH group of donors, NAD or NADP as acceptor.
AUGGUUACCCCAAGGAGAAGCUUCCUCCCUCGCGAGGGAUUGUAUAUUGAUCCUAUUGUCACGGGCCUACGCAAGACGGUUCUCUAUCCCGGUUUCAGCAUUCCUGCCUGGUGCGUUGCGCAGAAGGCGGGGAUAGCGUCACCGCUCUACAUGCGACUUGCUCAAUACCUCGCUAUAGCCAGCGCCCUCCUCUGGCUCAACACGUAUCUCAGUAGGCAAAGCCGAAACAACUGGACCAUCGAUCAUAUGUGGAAUGGUGACUGGACGAAAGAGAUUGUGGUGGUCACCGGGGGUAGUGGCGGGCUGGGGGCAGGAGUCGCUCAGCAACUAGCGGCCAUGGGAGCCCGCGUUGUGGUCGUCGAUAUCCUUCCUUUGACUUACGUGCCUGAGAGCGACCGCAUUACCUACUAUCAAUGUGAUCUGAGCGAUGAGAACCAGAUUGCAUCCCUUUGUGAGAAGAUUCGGUCUGAGGUUGGCGAUCCAUCUGUCUUGGUCAACAAUGCCGGGCUCUCGCGCGGCCAAACCGUAGCGGAGGGGACGUACCACGACAAUAGCAUCACCUUCAAGACGAACCUCCUCGCCCCGUUCCUCCUGACCAAGGAAUUCCUUCCCGGCAUGAUUCACCGCCAGCAUGGCCAUAUUGUCAACGUCUCCUCAACGAGUGCAUAUAUUCCCCCGGCGGGACUGGCGGAUUACGCGGCUUCUAAGGCCGGGUUAAUCGUGUUUCAUGAGUGUCUAUCUCAAGAGCUCAAAUUUCGCCACAAUGCUCCCAAGAUUCGAACCUCGCUUUUGGUCCUGAGCUUUACCAAAACCCCAAUGUUCAAAGGGGAAACCAACCAAUCCCAUUUCUUCAUGCCGCUGUUGCAUGCGGACACGGUGGUGGAUGCGAUCGUUGACACUCUGGUCGGUGGGUUGAGUCGGACCAUUUACUUACCGGGGAUCUUUCGGCUUUUUGCUGGAUUGCGAGGUGCGCCGGAAUGGUUCCAGACUUUAAUCCGAGAUCGCUCGCAAUCCUUGGCGGUGGACUUCAAAGGCCGGCAAAAGAUCGAUCCGGUUGCGGGAAAGCUUGUCUAG